This is a messenger RNA of Sorex araneus (European shrew), 3732 nucleotides long. It is a transcript of the gene POU5F2, whose product is annotated as POU domain class 5, transcription factor 2. The transcript has a single exon. Bases 2674 to 3690 code for a protein of 338 amino acids. The record is from RefSeq and is a predicted model, not a curated record. Gene Ontology annotation, molecular function: RNA polymerase II cis-regulatory region sequence-specific DNA binding; DNA-binding transcription factor activity, RNA polymerase II-specific. Lineage: Eukaryota; Metazoa; Chordata; Mammalia; Eulipotyphla; Soricidae. Gene Ontology annotation, biological process: regulation of transcription by RNA polymerase II.
UGCAUUCACUCAGCAUUUCUUGAACAUGGUAUCUGGGAAACUCUUAUUUAUGGACAUUACAAUUACUUGCUUACCCUUAAGUGUACCACACAAAUUAGAAGCACAGAUACAUAAAAUAAAUAAUUACUCAUCAGUUUUAUAAUAAAAAUAUCGAGUAUCGGAGAAAUGAAAGCAGUAACUAACUCUGCUUGGGAAAGGCUUUUCGGCACUAGCUGUCACUUUGUUUUGUUUUUUGGGUUUUGGGUUUCGGCCAUACCUGGCGAUGCGCAGGGGCUCUUCCUGUCUCUGCUCAGGAGAGUCCCUGCUCAGAAGCCAUGUGUGAUGCCAGAUAUUUGAACCAGUGUCAGCACCUUGCGAGGUAAAUACCUACCUCCUGUACUAUCUCUUUGGCGCCACUCUUCCUCAUCUGAAAGGUGAUAGAAAUAGAGCAUGCUUCAGUAGUCCAAGAAAUGAGUAUCUUCUGUGAACCAAGUACAGUUGUAGCCACUGUACCCACAGUUGUAAACAAGACAGAGUUGCUGUUCUGUUGGCAACAGAAAAAGAGACAAUGAACAGACAAGUAAAUAUGUAAAGCUGUGAUGUCUGCUCAUACAAAAAAAUUAGGCAGAUUAAUAAAAGGGAAUGACAGAGGGUACUGUUUGAGAGAGAGUGAUGAGGGGAGGCCUUUCUGAUGAGAUGACAUUUGAGCAGACCCCAGCAUGGUGUGGAAGAAAUAGGACCAAGAGACAGAGGAAGCCAUUCAGGACAGCAGGGAUAGCGUGGAUAAGGGCAACAUAGCCAUGAGAACAUCUUCGGGGGGUAAGUUAGAAAAUGCCACGGAGGAAAGGAAUGGCAUUUUCUUCUUACAUGGAGUAAGAUGAAAUCCAGGGAGCUGGCAUGAGUGUAGUAGGUGAGGGUAGGCAAGAAGGAAGGAGAGGAGAAACCAAACAGCGGGAAACCAGAUGGUCCCUGCUCUGGAAUUUAUGUGCCCACAUGGUGGCCUGGGGUAAGAUUUCAGUGCUGGAUCUUGGGGUAAAAAGGUUUAAGAGGGAAAUGGCGUGGUUAGGGUUUUGGUUUUGGCCAGCUUAGGUUGGGUUUGGAUUGGUUUCAUUUUUGAAAAAAGAUUUCUAGUCACAGUAUGCAAGAUGAAUAAAUAAGCUAUCAUGUCAGUGAGAAAUUAUAGUGGGCAGAUUAAAAUAAUCAAAUGAAUAUCAUUUAGAUGUCUUGCAUCUAUGUAACAUUUGAUGCCCUAUAGCUUAAAAUAAAAAAAAGAAAAAGAAAGUCGAAGAACAGUAUCCUGGGUGUAAACUUGGAGGCCAAGUGGGGAAUGAUGCCGCUAACCAGCCCCAGAAGCUCAGGGGGAGAAACAGAAAUCGAAAAACAGAUAUUGAAUCUGAUUUGGAGCAGUGAGAUAUGCACACCUGGGCAUUAGAAGAGAAAAAGGCUAAAAUAAAUAUUCAUCUGUACCAGAAUUUCAUGAAAAACGUUUAAAAGAGAGGGAGGGAACCAGAAAAGGACUUAGAAAAGUUCUAUGGGAUGAAGAUUUUUCAAGGGCCACUGAAUUUGACCUGUGGAAGGUCACUGAUAAUUUCAAGAAGACCCAGGUCUGUAGUUGGGUGAGGCAGAGCUAAAUGGUGGUUGAGUUGGAAAGUUAAUUAAGUUGGAGAUUAUCCAGUCACGGUCACUGUCCUCCCCACUUUUAGACAAAACUCUCCCCUGGAUGAUUUGAAUAUAUAGUCAGAACUUCUGUUCCCCACUUCUCAACUUUCUCCACCCAGAGCCUAGAGUUGGUUGUUUGAGCUAAGUGACCUGAUGGAGGAAUGGGUGUUCUGAUGGGUCUCGGCUGGAAGAGGGGCCAGGGAGAGGAACCUAGUGUCGCAGGGAGGUCCAGUGGGGAACAACAGGAUCUGCCCAUCCAGAGUCGGUACCCAGAGAGAGAUAGAGAGAAAUGUGAAAUUCCUAGUUCUCUGUUGUAUACUGCUCUUGCAAGCUGAGUUAAGAGGGGGAUCAUGGGAUCAGUCAAGAAACUGGACUCAGUAAAAUACAAAAAAGAAAGACAAUGGAAUCUGGCCAAGUGUGGGGGUGGGGGAUAGAACCUGAUAGCAAACUGAUAUUAACUAGAAAUUCAGACAGGGAUACUCAGGUUUCUUAGGGCACAGGGACUGAAGACCCACAAAGGAGCAUGUUGUGGCCAUAAAGUACUUGUGAUCACCAAGAUAGCAGUAAAGGAGGGGCUCGUGAAUGGAACAGUGCCGAGCAGACUCGUGUUGAAAAUCUCUUUGUAAAGUCAGGAGUGUCAGAUAAUGUGUCGGAAAGGGAUUAGGUACUAGCAAUACUGAAGAGCUGAAAGUAAACGCCGGGAGUCCCCUCUGGUAGAGAGAGAGUGGGGUUAUUGACUAAGGGAUCGCUGGCAGAUUGGAAGCACAAACCCCAAGAGGAAGACUUGCACUUUUCAGGAAGUUGGAAGCUAAGUUCAGCUUAGGGGUCCCACACCGUCAGCUUAGGGGCCCAGGGGGGAAUUACCACUCCCCACCCUGCUCACAGGGCUCGGGGCUGUUUCUCCCGGCAGCACUGCCAUCUCCGCCCACUGGGGGGCAGGGCUCGAGGGCGAGGCUGGUGGCUGUUCCGACGCCUCGACGCCUCGAGAGUCAGCAGUUCCUACCAGACUCCCUGCUCUGGGUGCCGUCCUAGCCGAUGGCCAGCUGCGGGCCGUCGGACUUCCACCCCGGGCCCAGCAGUGGCGGGGGCGAGCCGGGGGUCCCAGUGCAGAUGCGGGUUGACUCUCCGCUCUGGUUGAGCGGCCCUACAAGCCCUGGCAAGCCAACGGGCCGACCUGGGGUCGUGCCAGGGCUCCCCCGGGCUCCUGAGAUGUGGGGAAUGCCCCCGGGUCCUCCACUGUGCGAGUUCCAGGGACGGAUGGGGCCUUGCGGCCCCCUGGUCAGAGUCGGUGAGGUGGGGGCCAGGUUCCCGAGCCCCUCGGACGGCGCCUUCCCCAGCCCCUGCAUCGUGGUGCGGUGCCUCCCCAAGUUGGCGCCGCCCGAGGACAUCAGCAGCAUCGAGAAGGAGCUGGAGCAGCUGGCCAGGGAGCUGAAGCUCAAGAGGAUGACCCUGGGCUACUCGCAGGCCGACGUGGGCUUCGCCGUGGGCGCGCUCUUCGGCAAGGUGCUCAGCCAGACCACCAUCUGCCGCUUCGAGGCCCAGCAGCUCAGUCUCGCCAACAUGUGGAAGCUGCGCCCGCUCCUGAAAAUGUGGCUGGAAGAGGUGGAGAGCGAGAACCUUCCAGGCUUGUGCAGAAUGGAGAUGAUCCUGCGGCAGGCUCGGAAGCAGAGACGGGCCAGCCGGGAGAGACGCAUCGGGAACAACCUGGAGAAGCUCUUCCUGCAGUGCCCGCGGCCCACCCCGCAGCAGAUCAGCAGCAUCGCGGGGCAGCUGCGCCUGCAGAAGGACUUGGUCCGGGUGUGGUUCUCCAGGCGCAGCCGCAUGGGCAGUUGGCCCGCCGAGGCCGGCUUCGCGCCCGCGGACGUGGGCGCGCCCGCGCUCCCUUUCCCAGGGGCCCCAGUCUGCUUUCCCCUGGCCCCGGGGCUUCACCUGGCCUCCUGCCCCUACGGGGGAGCCUUUUUCACACCCUUGUACCCCUCCAUCCCAUUCCCUGUGGGAGGAAAUCCCGGCGCCCCGGCCCCCUCCCUGGGCCUCCCCAGACUUUCAAGUUAAGGGAACUGCCCCAGCUGGGGAGGGCCAGGCUGGAGAGGAGCG